Messenger RNA from Melanaphis sacchari, 756 nucleotides. Its product is annotated as zinc finger protein 467-like. The coding region runs from base 463 to 756 and encodes 97 amino acids. Lineage: Eukaryota; Metazoa; Arthropoda; Insecta; Hemiptera; Aphididae. Gene Ontology annotation, cellular component: nucleus. The record is from RefSeq and is a predicted model, not a curated record. The transcript is spliced from 2 exons. Gene Ontology annotation, biological process: regulation of transcription by RNA polymerase II. Gene Ontology annotation, molecular function: RNA polymerase II cis-regulatory region sequence-specific DNA binding; DNA-binding transcription factor activity, RNA polymerase II-specific.
ACCUAUUAUUGUAGGUAUAUUAUUCAUAUUCAAUUAAAUAUAUGGCAAAAACUAUUAUUAUGCUGAAACUUUACCGUCGCGGUCUCGACAUUAGGGGAUAAGCACGUCUGACGUCGGUUUGACAAUAAGAUACAUUUCCUGCCAAUAGAUGGGUAUUUGGCGCUGUCGCAUACCUUUUCUUAUACGAUAUUAGAAUGCCUAUUAGUGAACAACACAUUAAUGAUCGAUAUUAGUACCCUUUGCCGGAUGUAUCUUCAUACAAUGUAAUUUUAAUUAAAUACCAAUAUUCACACUGCCUACCCACAAAAAUCUUUUCUCCACCUACUUAAAUUUAUCUUUAUAUAUUCUGAAAGAGACAACAGUCUUAUAGUACGUCGUCAGUCUUAAACCAUCGCGCACUUAUUUUUCGUUCCGAUACGUCUUUACAUUUUAUUAGUGAAUUUUUAUUUUAUACUUUUCAUAAUGUAUAAAUGUGUAAAAUGUGUAUCUGCGUUUACGCGUAAGGACAAUUUGAUGAGGCACGAGAAAACGCACGAAGGCGUUCGUUUACCGUGCACUAUUUGUACAUCGACGUUCAAGUACAAGACUCAUCUGAAGAGACAUAUGAAAACCGUCCAUGCUGUUGCACACGUACGACCACAAUCAGAUCAGCCAGCGGCCCCCUCAAAUCAGGCUCGAAAUGUAAAUAAUGUUACGUCUAAAUCACCAUAUGACAAUAGCGAACGAACAUUUAGUAAACCCAUAUACGCCGCUUGA